AUGGCCGAAGCUCAGUCCCCCGAUGUCAGCGCACCCGAGGCCACCAAGCCGGAACUCAGCAAUGAAAAUGCAUCGGCCGAGGAUGCGGGCGUGACAUCGGAGCCAGCUGCACCCGCUGCAAGUGAGCCGCAAAAGCCAGCCAGUUCCGAGCCAUCAGCCCCAUCUAGCACCGAGGAUGCAGACGAUGACGAUUUCGACGAUGAAAUCGACGAGGAGAGCCUCAAGCCGCGUGGGAAGCCAGUAUACCCCUCCGCGAAUACCAAGCAAGGAGCUAAACGCUGA
Fibroporia radiculosa is the source of this 282-nucleotide messenger RNA. RefSeq lists its product as uncharacterized. The transcript has 4 exons. The record is from RefSeq and is a predicted model, not a curated record. Lineage: Eukaryota; Fungi; Basidiomycota; Agaricomycetes; Polyporales; Fibroporiaceae. Bases 1 to 282 code for a protein of 93 amino acids.